AUUAUCUCAUCUUUCAACAAAUAAUAUUGUGGAGAAAAUAAAAUACAGAGAUACAUUAUACUCAUACCUACAUAUUUUGAUUAUUGUACGCAGAAAAUAUCGAUGAGUCGCUUGCAAUUUUUUUUUUUUAAUUUUUUUAGACAGACUCGACGAAACCGCAGUCGUUAAAAACGCACCGAUAAAAUCGCAGUAGGUAACUAUAGCCCGUCAAUAUAAGAACACCGUUUUAAAAUUUAAAAAAAAUUUAUACGUCGCGACCGCAAUUUAGUUAUCGUUUAUUUUGUGACAUAAAUAAAUUAAUUAGUAGAAAAAAAUAACAUGUAUUUCAUAAUGAUUGUUAAAAAUUCAAUAAUUUUAUUUUUAUGUACUAUAUCAAAUAAAAACAGAAAUGCGUGUAAUAUUCAUUUUGUUAAACAGUCGGAAGAGGAACAGGAGGAACAGAUGGAUCCACUUUCAGACAAGAAAAGAUACAGCCGAGGCAUUGAUAACGUUGAACACGGAGAAACCGAAAAAUUAAUAACAUGCCGCAUAUGUUACGAUGACGAAAAAAACGAAACUACCGUAUCACCGUGCAAUUGUGUCGGAUCGCAUGCACAUGUCCACGUGUCGUGCCUAGAACAGUGGUUGUCUGUAUCAAAGUCAAGUAUGUGUGAUAUAUGCAAUUACCCUUUCAAGACGGUAAAACGUUCUUUGACUAUAUUCGAGUGGUUGCAGGAGAAAAGAAACUGUCAAGGUUUCUUUGGCCAAUUUAUGGUCAUGUUUUUUUUCGUAUCAAUAUGGUGUUUCGUGCUCAUAGCGUGUGGCAUGAAAACUUAUGAAUAUUUUUCAAACACAAAAGAUAGGAAUUCAUUUUACAAUGGACUCCUAAUGUGCAUCAUAACAUUUGCAAUGGCUGCCAUGUUGUGGUUUUGGCUAAUCAUUUUUUCGUCAAUAUGGAAGCGUAGGAACAUGGUGAUACGUUUAGAUAAAAACUAUUUGAACGGAGCAAAUGAUAUCAACAAUGCGUUUUCUGUCUGAUAAGGCUAACUAAUUUAUAUUUUUUUAAUAUUAAGAUUAUUGUGUAGGUAAUUACUAAUUAAUUGUUUAUUUUUGUCUAAUGAUAGUUUAAAACUAUCGUUACCUAUAAUAAAAAAUGUUAAAUCCAAAACAUAUCGCUAAUCAUAAUGUAAAAUAAUGAUAAAUAAUCAUUAAUAAUUAUUUAGGGUAUAGAUACCUAACCUGACCUACCUAUUUGAAUUAUAUGGAAAAAUUUUGUAAAAUAAAACUUUGAACUAAAAUUUAAAAAUACUUAUAUAAAUAUUUAGCUAUACUUUAUUUUUAUGGUAAAAUAUAAUUUUUCUUAAUGUUAAUAAUACUUUUCUUGUAAUAUAUUUGAGUAGAUAUACCAGAUUCUGGAUGUUUGGUGCAUUAUUAUAUAUAUUGAAGAAUGUUUAGAGUUGUACAUCAUUCAAAAUGUUCAAAAUAUUAUAUAUGUAUACAAUCUAUUAUCUAAGCAUUAAUUCUAGUUGAGAUUUAAAUAAAAUUGUAUAAAAUAACAUAAUUAAAAUUUAACAUAAAUAAAAUGGACUAUUUAUAAGUUUAUGAUCAUACGAGUAUAUAAUAAUAAUUAAUACAUUUUAGUAUAUUAAUAUUAUGUUGAAAAGAAUGUCUAUAGUUAGGUUUCUACAGCCUACGUGUUAAAUAAUUUGGUGUUAUUUUUGUACACAUUUAGUGUAGGUAUUACUGACAAUGCUGACACAGUGACGUAAGUAAUUUAUAUCGAUGCGAGUCAUUUGGUCGACGGUUUAGUGAUCCAUAAAAUAUGAUCGAAAUAUUAUGUGAUCAAACAGUUUUAUAAUCGAAAAACGAAUGGUCGAUUAUUUUAUUAAUACAGUCGAAAUAUUUUGUGGUCAAUAGAUUUUUGCAAUUAAAAAUGUAGUUAGGUACAGAGUUUUUUGAAGAAAUUAUUGAAUACAAUUUUUUAUAAAAUUAUAUAAACCUAUUAAAUAAUUUUAUUAAAAAUUGUAUUCAAUAAUUUCUACCAAAAACUCGGUAACUACAUUUUUAGUUGCAAAAAAUUUAUUGGCCAACAAAAAAUGUAA
Aphis gossypii (cotton aphid) is the source of this 2081-nucleotide messenger RNA. RefSeq names its product E3 ubiquitin-protein ligase MARCHF2-like. NCBI's taxonomy places the organism in Eukaryota, Metazoa, Arthropoda, Insecta, Hemiptera, Aphididae. The record is from RefSeq and is a predicted model, not a curated record. Gene Ontology annotation, molecular function: zinc ion binding. The transcript has 5 exons. Bases 319 to 1017 code for a protein of 232 amino acids.